This is a messenger RNA of Microcebus murinus (gray mouse lemur), 1633 nucleotides long. RefSeq lists its product as uncharacterized. The record is from RefSeq and is a predicted model, not a curated record. Gene Ontology annotation, molecular function: DNA-binding transcription factor activity, RNA polymerase II-specific; RNA polymerase II cis-regulatory region sequence-specific DNA binding. NCBI's taxonomy places the organism in Eukaryota, Metazoa, Chordata, Mammalia, Primates, Cheirogaleidae. Gene Ontology annotation, biological process: regulation of DNA-templated transcription.
CGUGAACAGUACAUUCAAACGGGAGGGGGACUAGGAGGUGACCUUUAACCUCUCUGCACUGCCCGGUGGGUUGCUUUGCAGCACUUCAGGUGUGGGUUCGCCUCUCCGGGAGUCCCCAGGUGCCUCCGCCACUGCUUCUUGUCGCGCCGCCACCUGCGCUGUGGCCUGCAGUGGUCGCGGGAGCCGUAGAGAGGACGCUGGGACACCUGGAGGCCGGGAAAUGGACUCAGUGACCUUUGAGGAUGUAGCUGUGAACUUCACCCUGGAGGAGUGGGCUUUGCUGGAACCAUGCCAGAAGAAUCUCUAUAGAGAAGUGAUGGGGGAAACCUUUAAGAACCUGGCCACUAUAGGAAAAGAAUGGAUAGACCAGAGCUUUGAAGACCACAGUAAAAAUUCCCGGAGAAAUCUAAGAAAUCUUAUUGGAAAGACACUCUUAGAAUGUAAAGAAGGUAGUCGGUGUGGAGAAACCUUCAGUCAGAUUCCAGAUCAUAUGCUCAACAAGAAAACUCCUUCUGGAGUAAAACCAUGUGAAAGUAAUGUGUAUGAAAAAGUCUCCAUUGGUCAUUCAUCUUUUUUUACGCCCACGAAAGCUAACAUUGCACACAACCUAUCUGAGUAUAAGGAAUGUAGACAAAAGCCAUAUACACAUAAGCAGCGUGAGAAAGCCUUCAGUUAUCGGCACUCCUUUGGAACACAUGAAAGGUCCUCCACUGGAAAGAAACUCUAUGAUUGUAAGGAAUGUGGAAAAACCUUCAUUUCUCUCACAGGCUUUCGAAAUCACAUGGUACUGCACAGUGGAGAUGGACCUCAUAAAUGUAUGCUUUGUGGAAAAGCAUUUGCGUUUCGCAGUUUAUAUCGUAAACAUGAAAGAAUUCACACUGGAGAGAAACCAUAUAAAUGUAAACAAUGUGGUAAAGCUUUCCGUACCCCCGGUUCUGUUAGAACACAUGAAAUAAAUCACACCGGAGAGAAGACAUAUGAAUGUAAGGAGUGUGGGAAAGCAUUCAUUCAUUUCAGUUCCAUGCUUAUACAUGAAAGGACGCACACUGGAGAAAAACCUUAUGAAUGUGAGCAGUGUGGGAAAGCAUUUGCUCAGCGGAGGAGCAUUCAGUGGCACAUGAGAAUGCACAGUGGAGACAGACCUCAUGAAUGUAAGAUAUGUGGGAAAGCCUUUUAUUCUCCUGGUUCACUUCAAAGACAUGAAAGAAGUCACACUGGAGAAAAACCCUAUGAAUGUAAGCAAUGCGGUAAAGCCUUAAGUUCUUCCACUUCCUUGCGAUAUCAUGAAAGAAUUCACACUGGUGAGAAACCCUAUGAAUGUAAGCACUGUGGUAAAGCCUUCAGGUCUGGCAAGUUUAUUAGAAUACAUGAAAGGACUCACACUGGAGAGAAGCCCUAUGAAUGUAAGCAAUGUGGGAAUGCCUUCCAUUGUGUCCGCUCCUUUCGUAGACAUGAAAGGAUUCACACUGGAGAGAAACCCUAUGAAUGUAAGCAAUGUGGUAAAACCUUCACUUCUUCCACUUCCUUUCAAAUACAUGAAAGAAUUCACACUGGGAAAAUCAAGUUGAAGCAGGGUCCACACAGCCCAUAUGAAUCUGGCUGUCACCCUGAUGUGCCGCUAAAAAGCAACUAA